AUGCCUUCAUUUCGCGAUGAUCAUAUCGUUGUAAUACAAGUAGGAUCCUUGUAUCAUCGUGCUGUCCUUGGGCUUGGUGAAUCAAUAGGACCACCCACGGUUCGCGUGCGUACCAGAGUUGGAAAGAAUGAAGAAGGAGAUUAUAUUUUUGGCAAUCAGAAAGAGGAAGACGUAAAACAGGAGGAAAGUCCAAAAGAAGAGGGAUCAAAGCAAAGCGAACAAAUUUUGGAAAAACCAGAAUCUCAGGAUCAAGACUCGUCAAAUUACAAGAAUGAGCUUGGGGAAGAUAACCAGAAGGACGAAUUUAGUCCCUCUUUUCAAUCUGAAUGUAAUGCUGAAGACUGGAAACCUCUUCCAAAUGAGAUUCAGCCCAUACAAAAAGGAUGUGUUGUCGAUUGGGAUGCAUUGAGAGCAUUCUGGAAGCACUUUUAUUCUAUAAUUCUCAAUACGUCAACGGAAGCUAUUUCGCAGUAUCCUAUAUGCCUAUUAAUACCAACAUACUGGUCCUCUUACGAUCGAGAGGUUGCAACCCAAUUCUUUUUUGAAGAGCUACGUGUGCCAGCUUUUACAAUUGGUUAUGAAUCACUCAUGGGGCUAUACGCAAUUGGCGUUUUACAUGGACUUGUAAUUGAUGUUGGCUUUGAAAAAACAGACAUUACUCCAAUUUUAGACGGCCAGAUCCUUUUUCCCGCGACACAACAAAUUCCACUGGGUGGACGAAGUAUGACUUUACAUAUGCAGAAAUUGAUGCAAGAAUCUUUACCAACUCUGCAAGCAACAGGGAAACAUGUAGAUCCAGAACAUAUCACUGAACUGCUUGCGGAACAAGUCAAGUGCAGCGAGAUUACCCAAAUUAUGCGGGAGGAGCAAGAUGCAUCCAAAGAAAAAUCAAAGCGAGAAGACGAAUCUAAUACAAACAAGGAUGACGAAGGUGUUGAAGAUAUUGGAAAGAUUGUAGCUACUGGCCAAACAAGAGCGUAUCUUGCUCGGAAAGAAGAAGAGCGAAAGGGAAAUAAUUCACAAAGAAAAAUUCCCGAAAAUAGUGAGGUUGAAUUUCAAACCAUAAAUCUCUCACCCAUUGGGGAUUGUAUUGUCGGCAGGGAACGUUUUAAAGCAUGCCAGGAACUUUUCCACCGCCCUUCAAACCACAGUGUCAGUUUGCCAGAAGCUGUUUAUCUGACAAUUAAACACAACAGUGUCGAUUAUAAUCGCCGAAAUGACUUAUGGGAGAACAUCAUUGUAAUGGGUUGCGGAUCUCGCGUUCGGGGGUUCCGGGAAGCGCUCGUUCAGCAACUUCAGUUUAAGUAUCAAUUAACAGGGAAGUUGGAGCCAUACUAUGUUGCACAAGGUACAGACUCCCUUAUCGGUAUGACUACAAAUCCUCCGACACCCUAUCCGCCGCUCAUCAAUCCCUGCAAAACUUUGCCAGAUUACUUUCCUUCCUGGAAACCAGAUGCCAAUACCAACGCCAUGUUUGAAGAAUUGGCAUUUUUGGGAGGUAGUAUUGUCGCUAAGACGUCCUUUAAUGAGUCUGUUGCCUCACAUUAUGUUACGUUUGAUGAAUAUGUUCAGAGUGGACCUACCGAAAUACAUAGUAAGCAAUAA
Schizosaccharomyces osmophilus is the source of this 1605-nucleotide messenger RNA. It is a transcript of the gene arp9, whose product is annotated as SWI/SNF and RSC complex subunit Arp9. Lineage: Eukaryota; Fungi; Ascomycota; Schizosaccharomycetes; Schizosaccharomycetales; Schizosaccharomycetaceae. The record is from RefSeq and is a predicted model, not a curated record. Bases 1 to 1605 code for a protein of 534 amino acids. The transcript has a single exon.